AUGUCCGGUUCAGACCAGGAACGCUCCAUGGAGGCGCUCCGCAAAAGCUUCGCCGUAACCAGCCCUGCCGGGGUCGAGACUGUUCACAGCAACACCUACCCUACUAUCUCGCCUACGCGGCCCGAACUGAGCCAGGCUGGCCGGACUAUCCUGAUCACUGGUGGUUCUGCUGGUAUCGGUUUCGGCACCGCCAGAUCGUACGCUAAAGCUUCAGCGUCGAGGAUCAUCCUGACAGGUCGACGCCGCAACGUGGUCGAGAAGGCCGCUGCAGACCUAGUCGUCGAGUUCCCAAAGACGAAGUUCGUCGCCCGCACGAGUGACAUGGCUCACUCCGACGACACGACUGCCUUAUGGGCUGACCUUGCGGUCACGUGCGUCUCUGUCGACGUCCUGGUGCUGAAUGCCGCCAGCAUGGGCUCCAGUGAGCCCAUCAUCUCGGCCGACGUCGACGGUCUCUGGUCCGAGUUUGUCACCAAUGUCCGCUCACAGCUCGCCUUUGCCCAUCACUUCCGCGCCCAGGAAGGUUUCGAAGAGAAGAAGAGGAACCUCGUGUACCUCGCCUCCGCCGUUACGCACAUGCCGGGCAUGGAAGUGGCGGUGCCGGCCUAUUUUCUGACCAAGACAGUCGGCCAGCUGCUCCUGCAAACGAUUGCCGACGCCGCCGAUCCUCAGAAGCUCCAGGUGAACAUCUUCCACCCGGGAACGAUCCUCUCUGAGGGGGCUAUGAAUGCCGGCAUGACGGCGGAUAGUCUGCCCUUUGACGACAUCAAGCUGCCGUCGGACUACGGCGUCUGGGCUGCUACCAAAGAGGCGGAGUUCCUGCAUGGCAAAUUUGUGUGGGCGGGGUGGGACAUGGACGAGCUCCGAUCCGAAGAGUCCCAGAGACAGUUCGAGAGAAACCCGCGACACCUCAGCAUCCGUCUUGUUGGCAUCUAG
Verticillium alfalfae VaMs.102 is the source of this 936-nucleotide messenger RNA. RefSeq lists its product as hypothetical. Gene Ontology annotation, cellular component: cytosol. Lineage: Eukaryota; Fungi; Ascomycota; Sordariomycetes; Glomerellales; Plectosphaerellaceae. The coding region runs from base 1 to 936 and encodes 311 amino acids. The record is from RefSeq and is a predicted model, not a curated record. The transcript is spliced from 3 exons. Gene Ontology annotation, molecular function: oxidoreductase activity.